Molecule: messenger RNA, 1415 nt
Organism: Truncatella angustata
Lineage: Eukaryota; Fungi; Ascomycota; Sordariomycetes; Amphisphaeriales; Sporocadaceae
Product: SCA7, zinc-binding domain-containing protein
Exons: 3
Coding region: 125-1249 (374 amino acids)
Biological process (GO): RITS complex assembly; regulation of transcription by RNA polymerase II; regulatory ncRNA-mediated heterochromatin formation
Cellular component (GO): SAGA complex
Source: RefSeq, a predicted model, not a curated record
UGAAGAAGACGGUCGUGAAGCAGACGAAACCAGGCAACUGGAGGGAAGGCAUUGUUGCAGACUGUAUGUUUCCCUCCAUUGGCACCUUGGAUCUUACUAUGGCCAUCAAGAGCUGUUUUGGCUGAUGCGUGAUUUGUUUUCUACAGUGGAUAAGAAGAAGAAGCGAAGCGAAAGCCCAUCGGCCAUUCUGGGCGCAUCGUCACCAGCACCUGUCGUCUUUCCUCUCGUCGACGACACCAGAGAUACCUUCUCGACUGGUAUGCCACUCGAUGACCUCCUGCCUCUACAACAAUGCAAACACUGCAAGAAAGGCAUCCUCAAGGGUGCUGCCAAAGAACAUAUCGCUCAAUGCCUGAAAAUUAAGAAAGAGAAGGCUCAGCGAAAGAAGGAAGCCAGGGAGGCCAGAGAGCGAGCCAAAGAGGAGGCUCGUCAAGAAGAGGCUCGCAAAAACGACCCCGACGGCGACACUCUGAUGAACGAUGACAGCGACGACGACGAAGAUGACAAAAAGGGAGCUGGCGGUAAAGCAAACAAAAAGCUCGGCGGCAAGAAGCCCGACGGGGAGAGCAAAGGGGGCAAGAAGCGGAAGGCUGACGGCGAUGCAGACAAGGGGCCCAAAAACAAAAAGAAGAAGGAAGAACCCAAGCCCAAGGUCCCCAAACCUAAAGGCCCCGUGGAUGUCGAGAAACAAUGCGGUGUCAUAUUACCCAACGGCCAGCCCUGUGCUCGGUCACUGACGUGCAAGAGCCAUUCGAUGGGUGCCAAACGUGCCGUUCCCGGUCGAUCACUUCCUUAUGAUAUGUUGUUAGCAGCAUAUCAAAAGAAGAACCAGGCCAAACAGCAAAAGGCUGCUUUAGAUGCCAACGCACCACUGGAAGAUGAGGACGAAAUGAAUGCAGCGCCGGUCGACUCUGACGAAGAGACUGCGGCAGUCAUGAGUGCUCUUGCUCGUUGGAACCCACAGCCAGUGGUGCCGCAACCGGUCUUCAACCCGAUAAGACGGACAUAUCAACUAGCCCGCCUUCAUGAACAGCUGCAAACUGCCACUAAUGGUGGCCGGCAGCAUAUCUUCAAGGUCGUUGGCCAUGGUACACAAAAACUACCGGAUGCCACUAUUGAUUUAAACAUGGAUAUGGAUGAUGCACCAGGCGAGCCAGAUAUUAUGAUGAGCUCAGUGACGGCCCGACGAACGCCUAGUUUCAGCAUGUCAAAUGCCUCGAGACGUCCAUCAAUCGCAAGCCGGACAUAGGAUGCUACGGCAGAGAACGAAGGUAUAACGCCAAACAGCCCGGGUCCACGAGAACCAGGGUCGGUAUUCGAUGCAGUCGCGGCAACGCCAAUCGGAAGAUUGGCCUUCGGACCGUCACCCACGCCUGUUUCAAAAGAGCUGCCUUCCAUGGCAGGCUCUGGGACUA